Anthostomella pinea is the source of this 1272-nucleotide messenger RNA. Lineage: Eukaryota; Fungi; Ascomycota; Sordariomycetes; Xylariales; Xylariaceae. The record is from the annotation of a GenBank genome assembly.
AUGGACGAAAGAGCCGCGGGCGAGGUCCUCCUGCCUGGCGACGCCGGCUACGACGAUAGCCUCGAGCGCUGGGGCAACACGUGUGCAGCAGUCGUCAGGCCCACAACCGCACCCGAGACCUCGGCUGUCGUUCGCUUCGUGACCGCCAACUCGGUCCCUUUGGCUGUACGUGGGGGCAGCCAUAAUCCCUCCAGAGAAUCGGCGGCGCAGACGAAUACCGUCGUUCUGGACCUGGCGAAUAUGCGGUCUGUUGUGGUUGACACAGCUGCGCAAACUGUAACUUAUGGCGGCGGCUGCACGUGGGCCGAUGUAAACAACGAGGCAUGGAAGCACGGUCUCGCCACCGUCGGCGGCACAGUCUCGCACACAGGCUCUCCUGCGAGGUCGUGCUCGCAAGCGGGCGUCGUCAAGGCCUCCGAGUCGGAAACCGAGGACCUGUUCUGGGCGCUCCGCGGUGCCGGGCCCAGCUUCGGCAUCGUGACGUCGUUCGCGUCGAAGGUGUUUCCACAAGGAAAGGUAUGGGGCGGCCUGCUGAUGUGGCCGUUCGACGACGUGUUCGACAAGUGGUUCAUGCCCAUGCUGCUCGCGGACCCCGCCACCGGGAUGAGGUUGAGGGGCGCGAACGUGUUUUAUAUUGGGACGGCCGAGGAGGCGGAGGAGUUCUACGCGCCGUUGUUGGCGCUCGCGCCCUCUGCCAUGGACACCACGGCCAGGAUCCCGUAUUCCGCUGCAAAUACUGCCACGGAUGCCAUAUCCACGCCGGGAAGGUGGUACAUGUCUGGCGGGGCCAAUUUCUCUUGUCCGCUUGACAGGGAGUUGACGAGGGAAGCGGCCGAGGAAUACUACGCCGGACUGGACAAGCCGGGCAAUGCGGAGAUCCGCACGAGUGCCUUUGCGCUGGAGCUUAUCCCUCAGCAGAAGGUCACGGAACUGGGUAAACUUGGCAAGAAGUCCUUUGCCGGACGCGACGGCAAGUACAACGUCGUCAUGUUGAUGUCUUGGGAUGCCGAGGAGAGAGAUGCGGAAGUCAAGAAGAUCGUCACGAAGCUCACUUCUGCCUUCAAGGCCAAGUACGGCACGAAGGAUACCGAGACCGGUGGCGCGGAUGCCUACUACAACUACUUGAGCCCCGAUAUCCCAGCCGACAGAGCUCUGAUGAAGACCUGGAGGCUUUUUGGCGCAAAUGCACCCAGGCUGAGGGCACUGAAGGUGAUAUACGACCCGACGAAUGUGUUCAGGAAGAACGUCAACUUGAUGUCUUCGGCUAAGUGA